Molecule: messenger RNA, 2919 nt
Organism: Chenopodium quinoa (quinoa)
Lineage: Eukaryota; Viridiplantae; Streptophyta; Magnoliopsida; Caryophyllales; Amaranthaceae
Product: starch synthase 1, chloroplastic/amyloplastic-like
Exons: 15
Coding region: 306-2435 (709 amino acids)
Cellular component (GO): chloroplast
Molecular function (GO): alpha-1,4-glucan glucosyltransferase (UDP-glucose donor) activity
Source: RefSeq, a predicted model, not a curated record
UGUACUGUACCAGUGGGCAGUGACACAUACGGUCAUAGUUUAUUGUCAAUUUUUAAUUUUUACUCAAUUUUUAAUUUUUUGGUUCACAUUAAUUUAUACCUCACAUACGGUCAUUAUGCUUUCACAAGAUCCGUCCUUGAAUAUCUGACCUUUUUUCACAAAACCAACAAAAAAUACUCUAGAAAUAGAAUCAAAUAUUCAUCAUCAACACAUAAUUUUAUUCUUUUUCUCUUUUUUCUUUUCAUCAUUUGAUAUUUUCAUGCCAUUUUCCAUUUUUACAAAUUACCCAUCUUUCUCUUCUUAUAAUGGAGUCUCUUUCACUCCAAUCUUUUCACAUAAAUGGCUUAAAUUAUCGCUCUAAAUUGAAUUUUCCAAGCAACCCAUCAGAAUUUAGAGCAAUUAAUCAACUGGGUUUUGAUUAUUUUUGGAGACAAAGGUGUAAAAGAUUGUCUUUUUCAGUUAAAUGUCAAUCAUAUUCUGGGAAAAAUGAAGGUGGGGUUUCAAGUUCUAAAGAUGGUUCUUAUUCUGCAAUUGAAGACCAACAAGAAGGAGAUGAAGGGCAUUUAGGUCAUUUGAUUGGUCCUGUGAAAGAUGCUUCUGGUGCCAUUGUUAGUUUUAACUUGUAUUCUCAAUCUGCGAACACGGACACUAGUAAGUCAAACGUUAAUGCAGUUCUGGACCUGGAUAAACAGGAUGAAGAGCAGGGAGAUUACGGCAUUAAAGAAGAUUUGUGGAAAGUUAGGGAAGCAACUGACAGUGAAGGAGAGGAGAAAAUUUCUUCUGGAUUACCGUCUAGCUUUGUUUUUGAACAAGGAGUAAGAAAGGAAAUUUUGGCUGAAGACUUACUGGAAGAAACUGUUGUUGAGGGAGAGGAGAAAACUUCAGUCAAAGUAAAGUUAAGUAUUGUCUUUGUUACUGCAGAAGCCGCACCAUAUUCCAAGACUGGGGGUUUAGGUGAUGUUUGUGGUUCUUUGCCUAUAGCUCUAGCUGAGCGUGGGCAUCGUGUAAUGGUAAUUGCUCCCCGUUACAUACAUGGUACUGCUGCAGAUAAGGUUUAUGCUGGCGCAUUUGAUGCUGACUGCCGCAUCAAGGUCAAUUGUUUUGGAGGGGAACAAGAAGUCGCCUUUUUCCACCAAUAUAGGGAUGGUGUUGAUUGGGUCUUUGUCGAUCAUCCUUCAUAUCAUCGACCUGGAAACCCAUACGGUGACAGCUUUGGUGCCUUUGGUGAUAAUCAGUUUCGGUUCACCUUACUUUGUCAUGCAGCAUGUGAAGCUCCUCUUGUCCUUCCACUAGGAGGGUACACCUAUGGGGAAAAAUGCUUGUUCCUUGUUAAUGAUUGGCAUGCAGGUCUUGUACCAGUACUUCUUGCAGCUAAAUACCGUCCUUAUGGAGUUUACAAGGAUGCACGGAGCAUACUUGUUAUACACAACCUUUCUCAUCAAGGUGUGGAGCCUGCAGUAACAUACGAUAAUUUAGGAAUUCCUCCACAGUGGUAUGGAGCACUAGAAUGGGUGUUCCCCGAGUGGGCAAGAGCACAUGAACUUGACAAAGGUGAAGCAGUCAAUAUUUUAAAGGGAGCCAUUGUGACAGCUGAUAGAAUACUUACUGUUAGCCAGGGAUAUUCGUGGGAAAUAACAACUGUGGAGGGUGGCUAUGGUUUGCAUGAAUUACUUACCAGCAGGAAAUUCGUGUUAAAUGGGAUUAUAAAUGGGAUCAAUACUUCUGAGUGGGACCCAUCUAAUGAUGCACAUAUUGCAGCACCCUACUCAAUUGAUGAUCUCUCUGGAAAGGCUCAAUGCAAGGCUGCCUUACAGAAGGAGCUUGGUCUUCCUCUCAAACCUGAUUGCCCAUUGAUUGGUUUUAUCGGAAGGCUAGACUACCAGAAAGGUAUCGAUAUAAUUCAGGCAGCAAUUCCAGAGCUGAUGGGAGAUGACGUGCAAUUUGUUAUGUUAGGGACAGGUAAUUCCAAGUACGAAACAUGGAUGAGAGCAACAGAGGUGACAUACAAAGAUAAGUUUCGUGGCUGGGUUGGAUUCAGUGUCCCAAUUUCUCAUCGAAUAACUGCAGGUUGUGACAUCCUUUUGAUGCCAUCAAGAUUUGAACCAUGUGGACUAAAUCAGCUUUAUGCAAUGAGAUAUGGAACUAUACCAGUAGUUCACUCCACGGGAGGGCUUCGAGAUACUGUUGAAACUUACAAUCCUUUUGCUGUUGGGACCGAUGAUAGUGGUACUGGUACCGGGUGGGGAUUUGCUCCAUUGGAAAAGGAUAGUAUGUUGUUGGCCCUGAGGAACGCUCUGAAAACGUACAGGGAAUACAAGGGUUCAUGGUUGGGGUUGAUGAAGAGAGGCAUGCAACAGGACUUCACAUGGGACAGUGCUGCUGCCCAUUACGAGCAGGUGUUUGAAUGGGCACUCACUGAUCCUCCAUACUGUUGAGAUAAGAGAGAAAGCCGAGCAUAUAAAAUUGUUUAAGCAAGAGCGGAGCAUGGAAGCUUGCUGCCAAUGGUACCAAUAAGUAUAAACAAACUUCAGAAUCUCUCUAGUUGGUUUGCUGAUGAAUUGAAGCAAUCCCAUCUACUACCAAUCGAGUCAGCAGCACAGAAUCGGCUUUCUUUCUUCUUUUCAACUCCGUAUCAUUUUUGUAGGUUGGUUAUUAGCAAGUCCCCUCAUCUCCCGAUCUUGUAAUUAGUAAGCAGCCACACUCUAUGCUCUUUGUACGUAGCGAGAAUUUCUCUUGUAAAGUAGUACUAAUAGAUAAAUUAAUUUUCCAAGAUAAAGAGAAUAAUAAUGAUGUGGAGAAAAUCUAUAAUUAAAUUAAACAGAACAUAUACAGCUCCAUUAAUUGGUCCCAAAUUAAAAAGAAAUGAAAGUGAUGUUCAGUUCUUUAAUAGAGAAGUAUAAAGUUUUCGUGUUUUGAAUA